This is a messenger RNA of Brienomyrus brachyistius, 2948 nucleotides long. Its product is annotated as RUN domain-containing protein 3A-like. The coding region runs from base 686 to 1999 and encodes 437 amino acids. The transcript is spliced from 11 exons. The record is from RefSeq and is a predicted model, not a curated record. Gene Ontology annotation, cellular component: cytosol. NCBI's taxonomy places the organism in Eukaryota, Metazoa, Chordata, Actinopteri, Osteoglossiformes, Mormyridae.
UAGUCAGGGUUAACAAAAGGCGAAAUACUGUUUGAAACAAAGUACUCAAUCACAACUGCGUGAAGUGGGCUUUAAGACCUGUCAUAUUUCCCAAGCCUCCUAUAAUAAUGCAAUAUCAAAAAGAGAGGAAAAAUGAUAUCAUUAUUAAAGACAACAAACAUACAUUUUUAAACUGAAAAAAAAAUAUCGAUUACAUAUUUUGGUUUAUUGCAUUUUGGGGGGCAAUGUUGACAAUUAUUGUCGUUGCGUAGUGGGUCGGACGGUGCAUUGCCAGCCCGUCACCGUACGCGGAGUGGGACGAUGACAUCACCGGCAGCCGAGAGAGGAAAGACUGGGGAAAGAGGGCAGGACGCAGAAAUAGAGAAGACGCGGAGGGCUGUGUGAAGCGCUCCUCUAUUCGGGGUUAAUAGUCAUUUAUUAACUAUUCGGAGGAAAAAGGCCACGGCUUUGGAUGCCUCAGCAGAUCGAGAAAAAAACAAGACGGUGAUUUCAAGUGUUUUGUAAAGGAUCAGUCUCUUGCUUCCACCUCCCCCCAGGCUGGAUACGCCAGUACCGGAGACUCAGCGCUCUUCAUCUUUUUUUACCACCAGAGCCACGGUGAAAAAUCUGAUUUUGUGCUGUCUUUUGCAUGGCUUAACAAGGAAGGCGUUUCGUGGUCCGGGGAUACAGCGAGGCUUGGUGCCGGAUGGAAACGAGCUGCCUUCAGUCAGCAAUGGCUAUGGGUCUGUCAUCAAAAAAAGCAUCUUCUCGAAACGUCGCCGUGGAGCGCAAGAACCUCAUCACGGUCUGCAGGUUUUCUGUGAAGACUCUGCUGGAGAAGUACACAGCUGAGCCCAUUGACGAUUCCUCCGAGGAAUUCAUCAAUUUUGCAGCCAUUCUAGAGCACAUCCUCAGCCACCGCUUCAAGGGUAACACGACAGGUCCUGGGAGCUGGUUCAGUUAUGACGGACAGCGCAGUUUCUGGGAUUUCAUCCGCGUUGCCUGUAGCAAGGUGCAGAACAACUGCAUCAGCAGCAUAGAGAACAUGGAGAACAUCAACACCUCACUCGCCAAGGGACGGGCCUGGCUUCGAGUGGCUUUAAUGGAGAAGCGUCUCUCUGAGUACAUUGCGACAGCCCUGAGGGACACGCGGACGACGAGGAGGUUCUAUGACGACGGUGCCAUCAUGCUGAGAGAAGAGGCCACGGUGCUCACCGGCAUGCUCAUCGGACUUGGGGCCAUAGAUUUCAGCUUCUGUCUGAAGGGACAGGCCCUGGACGGCAAGUCGGCAGCAGUAAUUGACUACACACCAUAUCUUAAGUUCACUCAGAGCUACGACUACCUGAGCGAUGAUGACGACCGGCAGAGCGUGGACAGCAGCACCAGCGACGACAGCUAUCCGGAGCAUCCCUACAUCCCGCUGGUCACCGACGAGGAGAGCUGGAGCACUAAGUGCCGCAAGAUGGAGCAGAGGUUUAAGAUCGUCUACGCCCAGAAGGGAUAUCUGGAGGAGCUGGUCCGCCUUCGGGAGUCUCAGCUGAAGAACCUGGAGACGGAAAACAAACGGCUGGCCCUGAGGUUGGAGGAGCUUCAGCAACAGAGUCAGCAGGAGAAGAAGGAGCUGGAGGACAUUGUACUCGAGCUACAGGAACAGCUAGCAAGCCUGAUACCAUGUGACUCCAGUCACCUGAAUAAGGACCUCACUAUCCCCCUGGUCAACCAGUGGCCAUCGAGCCAGGCUUUUAACAACCAGGAGGAUGUGAAACUCUUCCGCAGGAGCUUCCCCAGUGUAGAACAGCUCUCCGCUGAGGUUAGCCUGGAUCUGGAUUCUCAAAAAAUCGAGGGGAAGCAGAAUGGCGAACCUUGGUGUCCAGCAGGUAAAGACUACACCCCUUCCAUGCUGGGUCUGUGUGGAUCCCUGGCCUCUCUGCCAAGCUGCAAAUCAUUGGCCAGCCUGAAAUCCAGCGAGUGUCUGGUCAACAUCAGCACAGAAGCCAGCCCUGCCCUUUCUCCCAGCUAGGGCGUAGCUGGCCACCCCCAGCACCCUCCCGCCUCCCCAUGCAAUGGGGCCACACAUUCAGUUCUGCUUCACACAGGGCCCACACCCAACUGCAGCAGGGGACUCUGUGCCUUCUGCGGCUUCGGCGCCCCCCCCGCCCUCCCGCCUGCCCUCUCUGCCGCCUCCUCCAGCUCCUUCCGUCCUCUUCAGCUUGAUGCGUGCCCGAAGGAUCUCAAACAGCGCUGAGAAGCGAACUGUGGUGGAAUGACCGAACACUUCUGAAAAAUCUGUCUUUGAGGACAUUGUGUUAGAGAUAAUGAAAAAUAUUGAAGGAAAUAUACUUGAAUAAUACUUUCCCAAUCAGCUCUUCUCCCAGUCCCUCUCCCUCCUUCAGACCUUGUCGGAACUUGAAACUAUAUCGUAUGUUUGACUGUUGCUAUGUAUAAAAUAUUACAUCAUUCCAAACUGAAAUUGUGUUCCUCUACUUUCUCUUUGCCCAACUUUUAAUCUAUACUUAGACCUAAAUAUUUGUCUUUUCAGUCUUGACUGACCUUUUAUGUUUGUCCAACAUAAAACAUAACUGAACUGCCAUGAUUUCCCAGUAUAAAAACACACGUAAAUUAAGGUUAUUUGUGAUCAGAUGGCUUUCUGCUUUACAGGAAGUGCAUCUUCUUAUGUUUUGUGUGACUUGGAGUGUAUGAAUGACUAAUAUUGAGAAUGACUUUGAAUUUUAACCUUGAGCUUUACUGAUUUUGAUCAAAAUUGCAAUUUCAGCAAGUGGAAGAAGCAAUGAACCAAGUAUUCAUCUGUUUGUUUGUUUAUGGAGGGUACUUUGUAUAACCUAUUUUUAUUUUUUAACAUUUGUGUGCAGUUUUUGUAUCCCUUUCUGUUUUUUGAAUUUAAUGGUUUCCCUGGGAUCUAUGCUGUUUGUCAGCUUACUCUGCAAUAAACUGCUUCCCUUUUGUUCUCA